AUGCCGUCUGCUACUGCGGGCUACGCGCCUGACCUUGAAAAGUAUCUCAAAUCCUUGAAAGGGCAGCCAUUGGAGGCUGCGGUCGAGAAUCUCAUUUCUCUGCUAAAGAGAAGACAGAUUCGCGGCUCUGAGGCCUGUGCUGUGGUCACUGCCCAGAUGCUUUUGCAGGUGGUAGCUCGGACCAGAUGGCAAGAAGUCGACGGCCUCAUUGAUAACGUCACGCGCAUCGGUCGACGCCUGGUGGAGGCGCAGCCCAAAGAGCUAGUCAUUGGCAAUAUCGUGCGACGAAUCCUCGCCCUCAUCCGCGAUGAGGCCGCCGAGGAUCGGAAUGAACCCCUCAGCGAGACCCAGAGCGACCCUCCCAUGACUCCUCAGAGCGAGCCCGCAAGCCUGUACCUUCUCCGGGCUCAUCUUUCGACAUGUACGGAACAAGAGCCGGCUGGAGACUUCCUUUUCAACCCAGCCGUGCCCCAGACGAGGCCCGGUUCAGUAGCGUCGUAUAGCUCAGUCAAUGUCCCGAAAUCUCUCUUCCGUUUGCUUUCCGCUUCCCCGUCUUCCAAUAUCGAUGGCCUCAGCUCGCCGCACCGACAAUCCGGCACUUCGACGCCUCAGACCACCAGCCAGGUCCAUGCCUUGCGAUCCGAAGUGAUUGACGGAAUCGAGGAGAUCAAGGACGAAAUCAGCCAGGUGGAUGAUCAAAUUGCUGCCCUUGCCGAAGUCCAGAUUCGCCCAGGAGAUCACAUCAUGGUUCACCAGCCUUCGCCCACAGUUGAGCGCUUCGUCCUUCGAGCCGCCGCAAAGCGGAAAUUUACCGUCUUGAUUGUGACUGAGCCCCCCCGAAAGAAAACCGAGCAAGUACAGCACGCUGUGUUCCGGAAAGGGCUGGCGACCGCUGGCAUCACCGUCAUCAACGUCAUGAACUCGGGCUCGAUGGCCUACAUGUCGAGGGUCAACACGGUGAUUCUCAGCGCGCGAGCCAUUGUUGCCAACGGGGGUGCAGUCACAAACGCCGGCGCUGCGGCCAUUGCCCGAGCCGCACACGAACAAGGCAAUGCUGUUGUCGUCUUGGCUGGCGUGUACAAGUUGAGCCCGGUCAAUCCAUUUGACGAAGACGCUCUCAUUGAAUGGGGAGACUCUUCAAGCUUUGUAAGCUUUGCCGAUGGAAGUAUGGUCAACAAUGUGGAAAUUCGAAGCCCCGUAACGGAACUGGUACCGGCCGAGUAUAUCGAUACAUAUAUUACCAACCUGGGGGCGCACUCGCGCGAUCAUCUUGCCAGCUUGAUCGGAGACCAUUACCGACAAGAGGAUGCUGAUUUUCAUCUCGGAGACGCAUCCGACCGAUGA
Molecule: messenger RNA, 1344 nt
Organism: Metarhizium album ARSEF 1941
Lineage: Eukaryota; Fungi; Ascomycota; Sordariomycetes; Hypocreales; Clavicipitaceae
Product: translation regulator GCD7
Exons: 3
Coding region: 1-1344 (447 amino acids)
Biological process (GO): translational initiation
Cellular component (GO): eukaryotic translation initiation factor 2B complex
Molecular function (GO): translation initiation factor activity; guanyl-nucleotide exchange factor activity
Source: RefSeq, a predicted model, not a curated record